UGUUCGACUGGCAUCUACCCAAGGCAAAGCUCCAGCAUUAGUCUCGGAAAUACUUGGUUUUUUUCUUCUCUGAAACCCAUCUCGCUCCCAGCAUGGGCUCUACCUUCGUCUCACAGGCCCUCGCCAUCCCCAAGGGCUCCCUUGUCCUCGUCGCCGGCGCCUCGAGCUACAUCGCCACCAGCAUCGUCCUGGAGUUCCUCAACAACGGCUAUCGCGUCCGCGGCACCGUCCGCAACCGCGCCAAGGCCGCCUACUUCUACGAGGGCGUGUUUGAAAAGUAUGCCCAGGACGGGACGCUCGAGCUUGCAGACGUGCCCGACAUGGCCGUCCCCGGCGCAUACAAGGACGCGGUGAAAGACGUCGCCGCCGUCGUCAACGUGGCCGCCGUCGUCACCAUGGAUCCGGACCCGGAGAAGGUGAUCCCGGCCACCGUGUCCUCCCUGACCGACCUGCUGCGCACCGCCGCGGCCGAACGUUCGGUGAAGCGGUUCGUGCAAUGCUCCACCAUCGGCACCCUGUACCGGAUCGGCACCACGGCCGGCAAGCACGUGACCAUAAACCAGGCCUCGUGGAACGACGAGGCCGUCGGGGAGGCCUACAGCCCGCCGCCCCACGGCCCCGAGCACGGCUUCGUCGUGUACCAGGCCAGCAAGGUCCUGGCCGAGAAGGCGGCGUGGAAGUUCGUCGAGGAGGAGAAGCCCGGCUUUGUGUUCAACACGGUGCAUCCCGUCACCGUCUUCGGUCCUCUCUACACCAAGUCCCACGCCUCCUCGUCGGCGGGCUGGCUGAUGAGUCUCUACGACGGCACGGGAACCCUGCCGGAGAAGCUGAAGCUCACCCACGUCAACGUCAAGGACGUCGCAGUCGUCCACUACGCCGCCGUCGUUGACCCGGACGUCAAGGGCCAGCGCAUCAUCACCUCGGUCGAAAAGUACAACUGGAACACGGUCCUCGACAGCCUCCGGCGGUCCUACCCGGACCGCAAGUUCAGGGACGACAUCCCCGACGUCGGGGGUCUGCCAAACGAGACCAUCGACGCCGACCUGGGGCUCUCGCUGCUGAAGAAGUGGGCGGGCCGCGGCUGGAUCCCAAUGGACCAGAGCAUCCGCGAGACCGUCGAGUCGGUAGUUUGAGGCUGCUUUUUUUUUCUACAUGCCAUCCCAGGCACGGCCGGUAUUAGUCUGCGUGGAGCCACGCAAAACGUCUAUAUAGCCGCAAUGAAAUAUAUAACUUAUUGCACAGA
Messenger RNA from Gaeumannomyces tritici R3-111a-1, 1243 nucleotides. RefSeq lists its product as hypothetical. The record is from RefSeq and is a predicted model, not a curated record. The transcript has 2 exons. Gene Ontology annotation, molecular function: oxidoreductase activity, acting on the CH-OH group of donors, NAD or NADP as acceptor. Bases 93 to 1133 code for a protein of 346 amino acids. NCBI's taxonomy places the organism in Eukaryota, Fungi, Ascomycota, Sordariomycetes, Magnaporthales, Magnaporthaceae.